Molecule: messenger RNA, 2311 nt
Organism: Condylura cristata (star-nosed mole)
Lineage: Eukaryota; Metazoa; Chordata; Mammalia; Eulipotyphla; Talpidae
Gene: THG1L
Product: tRNA-histidine guanylyltransferase 1-like (S. cerevisiae)
Exons: 6
Coding region: 1-897 (298 amino acids)
Biological process (GO): tRNA modification
Molecular function (GO): magnesium ion binding; tRNA guanylyltransferase activity
Source: RefSeq, a predicted model, not a curated record
AUGUGGGCAAUUUGCAACAGGAGAGUUCGUGAUUGUGUGGCUGCCGCUUCUGCCACUUUGAGCCGGUGUCUGAAGUCGGGAGCGGCCAUGGCAAAGAGCAAAUUUGAGUACGUACGAGACUUUGAGGCCGAUGACACCUGUUUGGCCCACUGUUGGGUGGUGGUGCGGCUGGACGGCAGAAACUUCCAUCGGUUUGCUGAGAAACACAACUUUUCCAAACCGAAUGACAGCCGUGCUCUCCACCUGAUGACCAGAUGUGCCCAAACUGUAAUGGAAGAACUGGAGGACAUUGUCAUUGCCUAUGGACAGAGUGAUGAGUACAGCUUUGUGUUCAAGCGGAAAAGCAAUUGGUUUAAAAGAAGAGCCAGUAAGUUCAUGACUCACGUGGCCUCCCAGUUCGCCUCCAGCUAUGUGUUUUAUUGGCGGGAUUACUUUGAGGAUCAGCCUCUUCUGUAUCCUCCAGGCUUUGAUGGAAGAGUCAUUGUGUAUCCUAACAACCAGACCUUAAAAGACUACCUCAGCUGGCGCCAAGCUGAUUGUCACAUCAAUAAUCUUUACAAUACAGUGUUCUGGGCACUUGUACAGCAGUCUGGGCUAACUCCAGUGCAAGCCCAGGGGCGGUUACAGGGUACACUUGCAGCAGACAAGAAUGAGAUUUUGUUUUCUGAAUUCAACAUCAAUUACAAUAAUGAGCCGAUGAUGUACAGGAAAGGGACUGUGCUGAUAUGGCAGAAGGUGGAUGAAGUCCUGACAAAAGAAAUUAAACUGCCAACAGAAAUGGAAGGAAAAAAGAUGGCAGUGACCCGGACCCGGACUAAGCCACUGCCCUUGCACUGUGACAUCAUUGGGGAUGCUUUCUGGAAGGAACAUCCAGAGAUCCUAGAUGAAGACAGCUGACCCUUGGUUUUUCAGUCCUGGUGUGGUUAACUAUUUGCGGCCCAUGCCUCCUGGCCUUAGGUGGCCCUGUCUCUUCACCACCCAGAACAGUGUGCUGUGAGGGAACCAGGGAAGGAAGGGCAGCACGGGGUGGUGUGUCUCAUGUGGUGUGUCUCAUUUGCUCUGAGUAGACACCUUUCUUGCUGUGUUGGAACAUGGGUCCUUCAGUAGAAGUGCAUUUUUAGAAAAUCUUGGUACUAUUUUUAUAAAGCACGAACUGUUACAUGCCUUGCAGAAUGAAUCAUUUUUAGAUAGUGGCAUAAGUCUUACAAAAAGCUGUCAAGCUCUUCACCUGGUUUAGAAAAUGAGCCUAGGCUUUACUGUCCCUCCCCUUCUCCCCUCUCCCUCACUUGACUAGAGAAUCCAGUGAUCUUGAAAACCUUACCUUGCCUGCCCAUCGACUCGCAUUCAUCCUUGGCAGACUUGGAGAUCAGUACAGGCUGAUGUCUGAAUUCAGAAGUUUCAGGAAACACUCAAGCUUUUUGCCCAUAUCCAAGAUGGCAGAAAUGGCUGAACAGAUGAGUGGAGGUUUGGAUGUGUUUGUGUGCACAUCCAGUUCUGCAGUGUUAGCAGCAGCAGGAGCAUCUUCCUGCCAGAGAUCCUGUUUUGAAGGCCACUGACCUCUUUCUAAGAAGGAAGAGAAUUCUAUGGGUGUGGCAGAGAGAGAGAGCAUGUCAGAAUGAACAAAUGAGGAGGAAGAAACAUUUAUUCCAUCUCCUCUGGGUACUUCGGUUUUAAAGGCCACCUUCCUGUUGAAUUUCAGAAGAUUCUCAAGGAGACUUGACAUGCCAAAUCAGAUAGUGGCAUGUGAAUUGUAGAGCAGCGGGGGCAGGACCCCUUGGGGCAGAAGUGGCCCAUGUCAAAGAAGCCCUUAGCUGUCCAGAGCCCAGCGGGAUGGGCUAGGCUGAGAUACUGGCCCAGGGGUGAGUGUACAGGGAACUCACAUUGUCUUAUCCUUGUUUCAUAUUUCAGAGGAAAAGAUAAUUUGGCUCUAUUAAGGUUUAAUGAAGAGACCGCCUACUCCCCAAUUCCUAGCCUUGCAUUACAGAAUUCACAGACAAGAAGAAAAUGUAUUUUUGAAAGGGCGACGGCUGGUCUCAUUCCUCACUAAUUGAUAUCCCAUCUGUCCAAGCUUUUUUCCUUCCUAUUCUCAGUCUACAGGAAUAGGGAAAUCAUGGUUGGUAAUUGAUAAAAUUCACUUUAAAAAACAAAACAAAACAGGACUCAGCUUAUUUGGCCUAAUUUUUCACUGAUUUUUGUCACUGAAGUGCAGUCUACAAAUCCAACUAUUGUGUUUGCAUCAUAAGUGGGUGCACACUGUAUGUGAAUUGCUUAUUUAAAGUGCUGAUUUCAUGUUCCCUCCCAGUGAAGAAUU